Messenger RNA from Pecten maximus, 1192 nucleotides. Its product is annotated as carcinoembryonic antigen-related cell adhesion molecule 1-like. The transcript is spliced from 3 exons. Lineage: Eukaryota; Metazoa; Mollusca; Bivalvia; Pectinida; Pectinidae. The record is from RefSeq and is a predicted model, not a curated record. Bases 115 to 1131 code for a protein of 338 amino acids.
CAAGGACUUUAUGUGACCACGACAACAAACCCCGUGGGCCUGGUGGGUAACAACACACUGGAACUUGUGUGUACGUACAGUAUUGAAGGUUUAGACGGCGAUUCUGUAUCGUCUAUGACUUGGUAUAGGGAGACGACAAAAGACUCCAGGAUAUUUGAACAAUUGGGCGUGUUCACUCCCUACAUAACAACAACGCCAGCAGCAACAACUACGCCGAAGAGUGGACCGUUACUAUCAGGGAGAAUCAUUUUAACGAAUCCUACCAACUCGUCAUAUAAGAUAACUUUUACCAGUGUGGAAUGUGAGGACGAGCGUUUAUAUAACUGUACUGUGAUUGGUCGGACGAACGGCGUCACUGUCAGUCGUGGCGGUCUUUCCAAUCUCACAGUCACAGCUAAACCCAAAACCGCAUCCCUGGUUAACGUGGAACUAAACCCAGCAUCCCCUAUUGAGGGAGAGCCUGUCCAGUUGACGUGUACCAGUGACGUUGGUCGGCCGGCCGGGAUGUUCCUGUGGACCAAGUACAAUAAUGCUACAGAUUCCGUGGGCAUGGCCAUCAACUCUACCACAGAGACGUCCCCAGGUACCGACUGUACCUACAACGGAAGUAGCGUGAUCUCCAUGGUGAUGACGAGGGAUGACAUUGGUGCAAUCAUACGCUGUACCAUACGACAGGAAACCGUCACUGACCCAACAGCCCCCGGCUACUAUACACAAACUGGCCCCAUCAACGUUUUUUACAAACCCGAGCCACCUACCAUAACAAUUAGUCCAGAAUCCACCGCAAUCCAUUACGUUGGCACACGCUUAACGUUGACCUGUUAUGCUGUGGGAAACCCUGCUCCUACCUAUAUAUGGAAGUUCAAAGGAAGAGAAAUUGGGACAACGGCAAAGCUUCAGCUGAGUAAUAUCUAUGCUGGCCAAUCAGGAGACUACGUCUGUUUGGCCGCAAACAGCCUCACUGAAAAUAUCUAUACAAUAUCUACUACCGUAAAGAUCAUUAUAAUACCUUUGACAAAUGGCGCAUGCGCGACAGUAGGUGGUGGUGUGUUUGAAUUGCUCAUCAAAAAUGUCCUUUCGUGGUAUCUUAUCUACCAUUUAUCUGGAAAAGUUCAGUAUUUCAUAAUGUGACGUUUGUUUUUUAAAAAAAAACAGAAUUUGUAGGUCCGAACUAAUUGUAGAACCCAUAAAU